Molecule: messenger RNA, 765 nt
Organism: Fonsecaea erecta
Lineage: Eukaryota; Fungi; Ascomycota; Eurotiomycetes; Chaetothyriales; Herpotrichiellaceae
Exons: 2
Coding region: 1-765 (254 amino acids)
Molecular function (GO): oxidoreductase activity
Source: RefSeq, a predicted model, not a curated record
AUGAGCUCUCUGGAAGGAUACAAUAUAGCCAUCACCGGCGGUGGAUCUGGAAUCGGCCUAGCCACCACAGUCGAGCUCUGCAGUCGAGGGGCGACGGUUUGGAUCGCCGAGUUAACCAAGGACGUUCCAGCGAAGCUCGAAUCUCUGGUUCAAUCAGGAAAAGUACUGUUUUACGGAGGCAUCGACGUGGGCAACCGGGAAGCCUGUGUCAAGUUCUUGGACGAGGUGUUGCAGAAAGCAGGACGUCUUGACAGCUUGGUAAACAAUGCCGGAAUUGGACCCGCCGAAGGGCCUAUUGCAAGCGACGAGACUUUCGACAAGAUCGUGGAUGUGAAUCUGCGUGGCACGUGGAAUUACGGUACGCAGGCGCUGCGAGUCAUGGAGAAACAGGAACCGAAGGGCGAAUGGGGAACCCGGGGGACCAUCGUCAAUGUCGCCAGCAUGUCUGGACUUCUUGGCUGGAACAACCUGGCUGUGUACACGGCAACAAAGCAUGCUUCUGUCGGCCUGGUCAAAGCAUGGAGCAAAGAUUUUGGCCCUCUGGGCAUAAGGAUCAAUGCCGUGGCACCUUCGGUGACCGAGACAGAAGGCGUCAAAAUAUGGGUUGCUCAAAGGAAAAAGGACUUCAACGAAGACGUGAAACCUCCUCCAGUCGGUCGAUUCGCACAGCCUUCAGAAAUCGCCAAGGUGAUUGCGUUCCUCCUCGGCGAGGACUCUAGUUACGUAAAUGGACAGACAAUUCCGAUCAACGGAGGCUCUAUAUGA